Messenger RNA from Xiphias gladius (swordfish), 3646 nucleotides. RefSeq names its product exocyst complex component 3-like 2a (gene exoc3l2a). Gene Ontology annotation, biological process: exocyst localization; exocytosis. Gene Ontology annotation, molecular function: SNARE binding. The transcript has 13 exons. Gene Ontology annotation, cellular component: exocyst. The record is from RefSeq and is a predicted model, not a curated record. NCBI's taxonomy places the organism in Eukaryota, Metazoa, Chordata, Actinopteri, Istiophoriformes, Xiphiidae. Bases 205 to 3105 code for a protein of 966 amino acids.
AUAGAGCCCGUCAGGAAACCACAGGCAGCCACAUUGCUCUCUUGAGUCACCGAGUACUUUCAGACACACUCUCACACUCAUCAGUCACACACAUGCACACACUUCUCAGCCUGGCAGCCCGCACAGCCAGCAGACUCCAGGAUGACAUUGUACUAAAACACUGCAAGACAAUCUCAUCAGUUUUUUAAAAUCUCAAUUGCAACCAUGCCCAUUCUGAAGAAGCUCCCAGGAAGGUCCAAGAGCUGCAACGAGUUCCCCAGAGUAAAUGGUGAACUGAUCCUGCCCCGGCUGGAUUUGGACCUCAGGGAUUUGAAUGAUCUCAAUGAUCUGAAGGAGCUGAAUGACCUGAAGGAUCUGAACAAGAACCUGAACCCCUUUGAGGAUGUGGACCUGGAGGAGGACGAGAGGAAUGGAGGUGACAUGGGCCUCAUCAUGGGAAAGGUCAGGGAUAACCUCCAGCUUAGGCCCUCCCGUGAUGGAGAAGAGGAGGAAAAUGAGGUGAACGCAGAGAGGCACGGAGCAGGGAACCCUAAAGGGAAACCCCUCAGAGGGACCUUGGAGCGAAUCUGUGGAGUGUCACCCCUCAAAACCCUGGGAAAAUUGGGGAAGGGGCUCCGCAUAUCGGGACGCAACGUUUGGGGGAACAAUUCUCCCCACUACAGCCCUGGAGACUCAAAUACACUACCCCCAGAGAGGGAGAAAAAGAAAGGACUACGCAGAAGCUCAGAGGGAAUUAUGACCCUGCUACGCUUUACAGGUCGACGUAAGGAGGAACGCAGAGAAAGCCUGCCCUGUGGGGACCUGAGCGCAGACAGUGAGGCGGAGGCUUCUAGGCGGUCCUCCUUCCUCAGGAUGGUCAGUCUGGGCAAGCUGAAGAGGGAAUCCAUGUCAGACAAGGCCUCCCAAGAGGCUGAGGAGGAAACAGAUGAGGAGGAGCCGGUGGUCAAAACCAGAGAGCCCCUCUCAGUACUGGAGAUCUUACAGUUGGUCAACCACAGGGACCUUCUACUGGCCGACACACACAUUCAGGAGUUGGAGCGUGAGUGCGAGCUGCUGUCUCUCCUGCCUACCCCAACUACUCCCACCCAUACUCCUACACUGUGUCCCAGCACCCCUCCCGGCAUGAUCCCCUUACCAUCCUCAUCCAUUGAUGACUCCCUCAGCUCCAACGCAACACUGGACUCAAGCCGGCGGAAAGCUAAGGAUGUGGAGCUCCUGUAUGAGGCCCUGCAGAAGGAAAUGUGGGACGUUGUGCGGGAGUCCCUCCGCCAGCCAAGCGCUGGUCCCAACCUUGGGCUGGUGGUGCUGGUGAUCCAACAGGAGGAGCAUGCUGAUGCUGCCUGGGCCCUGAGAGAGGAGACCAAGCCAGAGCAAGAUGGCCCGUCUAACCAGCCCAGCCAGCGUCCCCGGCGACUGAAGAUGAAGUGGAGGCAGGCUGUGGCUGAGGCCGCAGAUUGGAGCCUGCCACAUCAGGUGGAUACACAGGCAGGUCAGCUGGCCUCAUACCUGGAGCGCCUGAGGAGCCGGAUGGUGGAUGACCUCGAUGCAGCAAGGAGGAAUGCUGUAUCCAUUUACCCAGAGGAGUUUGCUGCCUUCCAGGUGUAUGUGGAAAGUUACCAUCGAGCCGUGGCCCAACGUCUUCGGACUACAACCAGUGGCCCGCUGCAGAUUACAGACGUCUACUCACUACUGGACUGGUUCUACAACAUCUACAACAGGGAUGUCCUAGGAACCAUUGGCACAACCACACCUAUCAGCUAUUCCCCUCUGGAGCCCAUUCUGGCUCAAGACACAGUGGACAGGCUGGAACAAGACUGCAUCAGUAUUGUCAGGGAGAAGGUGACAACGGAGCUUAUUCAAGUUCUUGAUGAAGAGGAGAGGCGAUGGGCCCAGACUCUGCACAUAGAGGAGUUUCAGUCACACCUAGCACGUUCAGUCAUCCAGAGGCUAAAGGUGGAUUUGGACAGAUCUACAUCUGUGAACCAGUUUCUAGGGGCAAGAGUGGCUCGCUGUAGUCUCACUGGAUUGGCUGACUUUCUCUACAAUUUCCAGAGGAAGGUGGAGAUGUUUCAUGAGACUCAGGCAGAAUUUGGAGACCGAGGGGAUGGAUAUGUUUCCAGGACCAUAGCUCUGGUCAACUGCUGCCCUCCUCUCAGAUCCUUUGUGGAGCGCUGCAGGCAGUGUGACCCACAGGGCAGCGAGGAGUCUGCGCAGAGAGCCAACUCCUCCCUGGACAGGAUCAUCAACCAGUCAGUGAGGGUGCUGACUGAAAGACUGUUUGAGCACAUAAGGCCUUUCUUUGACAAACUGAUAAAGAGAAAAUGGCUGAAUAACACGGAGGCCUUUGAGGCCAUUGAAGCCAGCAUUAAACACCAUUUCAAGAAGUUCAGAAGGAUGGACUCUCCACCAUAUCAGACACUGGUGGGUGAGGUGCACCGACGGGUCCUGGUAGAGUAUGUCCGAGCCAUCAUGCGGGGCCGGGUCAUCUGCACAUCCUCCAAGAUGAGGAAGAGAAUGGCUUUCCGCCUGCAAGAUGAGUCCAAACAGCUGAAAGGACUCUUUAAAGAUCUGGAAUCAUCUAAUUCAGCUCAAUCAAGCUCAUCUAGCUCAUCUGCGUCAUCUGUCACCAUCAUCACCACUCACUCCAUCUCCAUCCAAACCCAUCCUGGUGUCUUGGUGAAAGAAGAAAUCAUUGCAGCCUUUGACGACACCAAACAGACCAAACUUCCAUCAACACCCGUCUACUUCCCUUCCACUCAUCCUCCUCCUUAUAUCCUUCCUCUCCACAGGAAGAAGCAUGUCUCCACCCUGCUCAACAUACGGGGGAUGAUGCGGCAGGCGGAGCGCCAGGAGAUCCUCAACAUCGUCAAAGACUUUGAAUGCAGUAGUGACCUCAUGUGCCGGGACCACGCCCUAUUUUCUGACAUCCCUAUCACCUCAGAGGUGCACUGCAUCAGCUUAGGUCUCCUCCGCCUUGCCAUGACCGUCUCCAACUGGUUUUCAGAGCACCGUCCGAGGCGGAUCCGCAGGACAUGUGGCAGAAACGCAGCACCUCAACCUGCUGAGAAUAUGGAAGAUAUAAAUAAACUUCACAGAGAAGACUAGCUGUUGAUGUUUGUGUUAGGAGAGCGGUCACAGACAUGCUGUGAAGAUACUAAUGAGAUGUACAUGCACCUUGACCAAAAACUGUACCAAAUAUUGUUACCAGCCAUUUAAAGAAACUUGACCUCAGGUACUCCUCGUACUGUACACGCUCACUUACUGACAUUUCUCCAUCUCCACAUGUGCAUUUUUAAUGGAAAUGUGAAACAGAUUGUGGAUCGUAAUAGCUCAUUAUGACUUGUAGUUGUUCUAUUUUGAUCUCAACAAAUACAGAAAUAAAUAAGUGGAAUAAAGUAUGCUCAAAAUGUAAUUUCUUCAGUCUUUUUUAGCCUUUCAUUCCUCCACAUCAUGGCAGAAACCACUGCUAGCAGAUGCAAUGCAAUAUGAUCUAAGAUGUUUGCUGUUUAACAUGUAUUUACCCAACCAUAUAUACCCAUUCUCUGGUAUAUAGUGCACCUAUAUGUAAGUAAAUAGUGUAUCAAAAUGUAAAUGUGUUGAACUCCCACUGUGAAUGAAAUGGAUCUUUUGCUGGAACUGUAAUAAA